Myzus persicae (green peach aphid) is the source of this 1083-nucleotide messenger RNA. RefSeq lists its product as uncharacterized. The annotation marks the transcript as partial. Lineage: Eukaryota; Metazoa; Arthropoda; Insecta; Hemiptera; Aphididae. The record is from RefSeq and is a predicted model, not a curated record. The transcript has 7 exons.
GUUCACCAAAAACCCCAAAAACGAAUUUAGUGAGUGGUUUGACUUCAUCAACAGAACGUUUGAAUCUAAGUCAAAAGGAAAUACUUUCAAAAAGUACUAAUGAUAGACAAUUUGGCUUAAACUCUAUGGCAAAUACCUCAGGUUCAUCUAAAAUAUCUGAGAAAGGUUAUUAUGAUAACACUUCUGAAUCUUGGUUGAGUUCACCAUUAGAAAAUCGAAGUACAAGUCAAACGAAUAUACAUUCAAAAAAUUCUAAUGAACAAUUGGGCUUUAUAGAAAAUACUCCAGAUUCUUCUAAAAUGUCCGGCAAAGUUACAAAUUUAGUAUCUUGUUUGAGUUCACCAUCAGGACAUUGGAAUGUUACUCAGGAUACUAGUGAUUUUUCGGUAAAAUCAAACAGAUGUAAGAAACGUAUAGAUUUCAAUUCAAUAGUGAACACUCAUCCAAAUUCUUUUGAUGUAUCUAAUGAAAGAAAAGUUAAAAACACAUCUGAUGAAAAAAUAGAUUUACUUCUGCGGGCUGUUACUAAUUUAAAAUAUGAAAUGAGAGAACAUGGUAUUAAAAUUGAAAGACUGGAACAAACCAUAAUGAAUAACUGCUUAAACAAGAAGAUAGUUGAAUACAAUGAUAAUACCACGGAUGAUAUAUUUGAUUUUCCAAUAAAAACAUUGGAUGAAUUAAGUAUAUUUGAAGACAAAUUAUUGGAUAGUACUUUUCGACUUCAAAUGAUAAAUUAUCUAUCCAGAUUGGAACGUCCAAAGGUUGCUGAUAUGACUAGACAAAUAAUGGCCAAAGUUUUUCAUAAUAAUAUACUCUCUGUGCAUUCUUAUGUUGGACAAAAGAAGAAAAAUGUGUUUUCUGUGCUUAAUUCUUGUUCAUUAAUAUUUGCAACAAUAAGAAGCAUACCAAAACAUAGAAAUUGUACUGAUCUUGAAAUUGUUGGUCCAUUAAAAAUGUUCAUGGCUAAUGCGAAAUUCCGAGAAGAAAAAAAGCAGCAAAAACACGAAUCCAUCUCUAAUGCAUAACUAUAUAAAUAUUACUGUUGUUAUUAAGUUAUUCUGUUAUAGAAUUAAAAACAUAUAA